AUGAUGCGAACCACCGCUCCCCCCGUCCAAGACAUCUCCCACAUCCUCAGCAAGCACUACGCCAUCGCUACCAAGUCAAAGGAAAAGAAAUACCGUCCCGGUAUAUUCAAAGCCCGCUCCGAUGAUACGAAACCUAUAAUCCCCGGCUUUCCCUUCAUCAAAGAAGCCAAGAAACACAAGACCAAGCAACUGUGGCGCUGCGCCAAUGUCACAACGGAAGCUGAGCUCGUGAAGGAAGUUGAGAUGAAAGAGUCUACUCGUACGGCCGAAACACGGCUGGCGGGUCUGCGGCAAAGGAUACACGUCGUAUACCCUGAGCACCGCCUCAUUCGGCCGAAGCUCGAGGUCGUGCUAGACUCCUUAUUGAACCACGCUCUGAAUUCGUACAGAAAGAACGAACAAAAGAAGAAGGAGAAGAAAAAGACGCGCCUCUUUUCGUCAGGGCCCAAGCCCAAUACCCGCAUCCCCGAAUUGGUAUCAAUCACUGGAGAGCGCUCGUUGACUAGGCGCCAGUUGGUUAAGGGGGUUGGUGAGUGCUGUAUCGCCACCAAGGUCGACCACCUGGUUCUCCACGGGGAGCCGGAAGAUCUCGAGGUCAGUGCCAUUAUUGUAAGAGCGAGGAAGGUUGGCGAGAUUAGGGUUGAUCUUUUGUUAGCGAACAUGGCGAGAAUCCACGAAGCGAGGCUAUUGGCCGACGAGAAGAGUACCGAGAUUUGGGGCAUCGCAACCGACUGUGAAAGGUGGACCUUUGCGUAUAUCGAUAAUAAAAGCCGGUGCUCCUACCACAGACUCACCUGGUCAUCCCACAAAAACCAAAUCGUCUCCCACAUCAUGCGAAUCUUCAGCAAGGCAAUGGACCGCGCAACCAAAGUAGCCAAGGCUUUUCGUCCGAGCCGGGCUGCAGUCUGGAGGCAGAAGGUGAAGCGGUAUGCGGGGGACCAUGAGAUCCAUCCGUCGGGCCUGCGCAUUUUCGACCGGAAGAGGAGGAAGAUUUAUUCGCGGAGAGAUGAUUUCACAGGGAAGUUUUUGGAUUUUGAGGAUGAUUGA
Messenger RNA from Aspergillus calidoustus, 1047 nucleotides. NCBI's taxonomy places the organism in Eukaryota, Fungi, Ascomycota, Eurotiomycetes, Eurotiales, Aspergillaceae. The record is from the annotation of a GenBank genome assembly.